UGCGUCACAACCUAUGUCUAUAGAAUUAUGAAAAUACUUACAUUAUAUUUAUUCAAUAGCGGAUCUCGAUGACGAAAUAUUGUUGAUAUAUAUGGCCCACGCGAAGUCAACCAAAGCAUUCCCGACUAGCACCCGAGGAAUAUGGCGACAUGGUAGCGACUAUCAAUCUAUACAAGUAUCUAAAUAAACAACAUAUGUAGCAUGGCUGUUGACUUUUGCUUGAUGUGCUGUAUUUUCAUCUCGGUGAUACCACAGGUUUAUCUAAUCGUUCCACCAAUGACUCCAGUUUUGUCUGGGUUUGAACCUGCUGCUAUCGGGUCAUACCGUGAACUGUUCUGCGAUGCGUCUCAACCUGAUGCGGGGACCAUCACGUAUAAAUGGUACAAAUACUCGGUUGCUAAUGGUGUAGAGGACUGGGAAGCUAAAGGCCCAAUUGGUACAAGUCAGAAGUAUGUCUUCAGUCCGGUGACAGAGAAGAAAGUGUUCCAUGGUGGAACUGAGGAGCCUGUCAGUGGGAAGUACAUAUGUCGAGCAUCGAAUUCUGCUGGAACAAGAGACAGUAAAUGGGGAGAUUUGCUUGUUUAUAAACCAUGCUCGUUGUAUGCUGUCAGUGUCUCACCACUCAAACCUGCUAUCGGAAGUACAUUCACUCUCAACUGUUACAUACCGAAUCCAAGUGGAUAUUCCGUGAAUUGGUUAAAGAAGACAAACACUUCAUCUGAAGCUGAAAAUGUAGCAGCAGCAAACAGCAAGGGAUGUCAUUCUCCAAGUAACCCACGAUACAGUUGGAGUAGCUGCAGUCCUCCAAGCAUCUCAUCUAAGACACACACCUUCAACCUACAAGUAACCAAUGCUCAGCCUGCAGAUUCUGCUUACUGGAUUUGCCAGGAUAUUAUUCUGAGCUGCAGCAGUAAUCCAGUAAAACCAGUUAUACAAGCACACCCAGGGACACCCCAGAUCACCGGCUUUCCGUCGGGGCCAGUGAUAGCAGGAACGCAACUCAACUUAAAGUGUGUGGCUUCGCCUCCUGGAGACACUUACGACUGGUACAAAGAUGGUACAAAAGUUACGACAUCAUUGAGUUACGAUUUCCAAGUGAAGAAGGAGAGUGCUGGCGUCUACAAGUGCGUGGCGAGAAAUGCUGCUGGGACAACCACAAGCAGUGACAAGACAUUGGUCGUUUAUUAUAAACCUGAUGCCGUCGUCGUCUCAUCUGGUAAGGCAUCAUCCUACGUUGGCGAGAAAGACAAAUUCACAUGCACAGUCUCAGGGGGCAACCCUACCCCCAUUGUGAAGCUCUACUUCAAGAGGUCAGGUGGUACACCAGUAGAGGUUACCCAAGGUCAGGACAGGGUCAUGGUCAAAGAGGACAACCAAGCUGUGUAUUACUGCGAGGCCAAGGUCACUGGAUAUCCCUCUUUGGAUAUGACUUCAAGUAAGAAGACUUACACAGUAACAUUCGCGAAUACCAAGGUUUCCUUCCUCAAUAACCCUACCGCUGCUGUCCAGGUUGGUCAAGUGAAGAAGAUCACGUGUGAGACGGGUGAAAGUAACCCAAUUACUUCCAUAAUGUGGUAUCAGAACAUUGGAUCAUCAUGGCGGGAUAUCACCACCGGAAUAUCAUCCUCAGAGAGGAUUGGUGUGUAUGGCGGGAAGAUCAGGAUCAGUGAGUGGUCUGUGACAGCGACCAAGGCCAUGAAUGGUGCAACUGUCAGAUGUUCCUCAAAGUACUAUCUGACAGGACACUUAUUUACAUCUAAUGCCGAUACAACAAUAUAUGUUAAGUUCAAUCCUAGCAAAAUGAUAAGGUUACGAAAACCACUGACAUCCAUCCACGAGGGCAAGCUCUUCACAAUUGUCUGUGAGACAGACAGUGCCAACCCAGUGGCCAACAUCCAGUUCUACCGGACUAAGAGAACAGUAGGAACCUGGGAGCAACUGACCUCAGGGAUUACAUCAGAGGUCAGAGCGGCGGAGUACAAUGGCAUGAUUAGAAAGAGUACAUUGACUGUGAGGGCAAGUCGGUUGGACACCAUGGCUGUGUUUAAAUGUGAAGUGAAAGAAGGCUCAUUUCAGUUGGAACAAACAACCACAGUGAAUGUAUAUUUCCCACCAAACACCAAAUUAUCAACAUCUCAGCCGAAUCCUGUAAAGGAAGGUGACACACUCACCUUGACUUGUAAAGCAUAUGGAGGAAACCCGACAUCGUUCACCUUCAAGUGGUUUUAUAAGAACAAGGUGGUACCAAAUGAAACAUCAAAAGAUUACAAGAUCACAUCGAUAAAGUACACACAGAGCGGGAAGUACCGUUGUCAGGCGAUCAACUAUUCACCAGAUGGCAAAGCUGAUGGGUCUCUUGACGUGGAUGUUCUUUAUGCAGCAAAAUGGAAUCCUGCCCUGCCAGAAUCCUUUACUGUCGAAAGCAAAGUUAACACAGCGUUAAUGUUUACCCUCCAUGUUAUCGCCAACCCACCUCCCUCCAAUGUCACGUGGUUCUACAGAAAUCAGGCAACAAUCGGCGGAGGUUUCAUCGCCGCGAAAGUGAAUGACACAACAUACACACUCAACAAGACCAACAUUGGAUUAUCAGACUAUGGAAAUUACUCGGUCAAUGUGACAAAUGAUGUUGGAAUUUCAUAUUUUGUCUUUGAACUGAAACAAACUGGACCGCCGCAGACUCCAUGCUGCUUGAAGGUAGUAAAUUCUACAGCCAUAUCAGUGACUCUUACCUUUAAGAGGAACGGCAAUGGCGGAACACCUCAGACAUUCACCAUCGAGCACAGAGAACCUGGCGGAGAUUGGAUCGUUGUUGCCAAGAACAUAGCCGACCCAGGUUUUAACAGAGAUGUGGUCCAGAAGAUAGCAGAAUUGAAGGGUAAUCGGAUGUAUGAAUUUCGAGUUAAAGCAGUCAAUGAAGAUGGUGACAGUGGAUAUGGAAAUAUAAUUGAAGUCAAGACGCCAGCUGCCCCAAACACCACGCUCACGGUCAACCGUGAAGGAAGGAUCGUGACUGUUUCAUGGACAGCCCUGAAACGAUCAUACUCAAAGGUCCAGAUCAAAUACUGUCUGAGAGAGAAAUCGUCUAUGGCGUGUAGCUAUCACUACUUGAAAGAUCAAACAGCAACCACAGCAAGUUUUAUUGUGGACGCAAUAGCGAGUUAUGAUGUCUAUUUGGAGGUGUUUGAUGGGGUUGACAUCGUUUACCGUUCUGCACCACAUGUUGUUCUUAUUCCUUCUGGUAUCAAUGUGGGGAUGAUAGCUGGUGUGGUUGUGGCUGUGGGCAUCCUGAUAGCUGUGGUCGGGGCGGUAGUUGUCGUGUUACACAGGAGGAACAUGGCAUGCUUUUCAGAGCGAAACAAACGCGAUUCGGCAACAGUGGAUGGUGGAAUUGGGAUCACCGCCAUAACCGGACCAGAUGCGGUUGUCCAUGACCCUUUUUAUAUGAACGUAUUAGUGAACAAGGCUUUUCAAGGUGAAAAUGUCCCAGUUGAGCCAGUCUACUUGAAUGAUCCGCAACACCAGCAUCAAAACGGUGUAGGAGAUACCCGAGUUGACGAGGCAGCGUAUGAUGAACCUCAACACGGAGAAGACCCAGAGCGUGUCCAAGAGGUGAUCUACGACGAAAGAUCAACCCCUGUUUCAAGUGGUGGCAAUCCCCCAAGGAGAAUUGAAGAUAUUUCAGUCGAUGAUUUCAAGCAGUGGCUCCUUUCCAAGCGCGUGACAGAAUCAACCUACAAACGCCUGGCAAGGAAUGGAUUCAAAGAGGCCAGCCUUUUUGCUAUGCUACUACCAGGACAUGUCGAGGAACUGAGAAUAAAGCCCCUCGCUCAGAAGAUACUUGUGCAGAACUUGAUCAAGAGUUUCCAACAGGGGAAUGGAGCUGAAAGCUGCAAAAGGAUGAUGCCAGGCGAUGGAGAUGGAGAAGAAGGCGCUUACGAGGAAAUGGAAAACCCAUAUGCAGAGUUGAACAUCACGCCUGAUGUGAUUACCAGCCAGACGUACGCUGAAUUGAAACCGUGGAACAUGAGCAAAACCGGCCGAAAGUAUUAAACUGAGAUGAUGGACUCUCUUCAAAAGAGAUAAACUGACGUUAUCAUUACCUACCCAGGAUUGCCUA
Molecule: messenger RNA, 4117 nt
Organism: Lineus longissimus
Lineage: Eukaryota; Metazoa; Nemertea; Pilidiophora; Heteronemertea; Lineidae
Product: basement membrane-specific heparan sulfate proteoglycan core protein-like
Exons: 18
Coding region: 202-4050 (1282 amino acids)
Biological process (GO): cell-cell adhesion
Cellular component (GO): plasma membrane; cell-cell junction
Molecular function (GO): cell adhesion molecule binding
Source: RefSeq, a predicted model, not a curated record